This is a messenger RNA of Lodderomyces elongisporus, 699 nucleotides long. RefSeq lists its product as uncharacterized. Lineage: Eukaryota; Fungi; Ascomycota; Pichiomycetes; Serinales; Debaryomycetaceae. The record is from RefSeq and is a predicted model, not a curated record. The coding region runs from base 1 to 699 and encodes 232 amino acids. The transcript has 2 exons.
AUGUCAGUAUCACGACUCAAUAUUUCUUUGGAGAAAAUAGGACAACUAGAGUCUAUGGGAUCAAAGCGUAUACUUGAUUGGAUUAUUAUAACUGCUAAGCAAAUUUAUCAAGCUUCACAGAAUUAUGUUGUCACACCUUAUAAAAUAGAUAUUCCAUUAACACACUGCCUAUCCAAUCAAUUCGGCGAUGGUGGCGCUCUCGACAUGCAGCAAACAGUAAGUUUGACAAUGAAAAACACAAUUGAUUUGACGUUAUCGUUAAAUGUCAUUUUACAUUCUGAAAGUCUUUCUAUUGGUUGGGAGUUGACAAACCUGAUAACAAUGCGGGAAAUAUACACUUGCUUUGUACCAGAAAUGAAAGUGGGCCAGAUGUGGGCAAGAGUAAAAGUAUUUGAAACCGAUGUAGACCUAAGUAUUAUUGAGGUUAAUGAAGAGGAUGAAGAUGAUAAAAAUAUCUUUCAAAAGAUGAAAGGGAAAGUAUUAGGAAAGAGUAGGAAAAACUUGUUGAGAAUGAAAUUAUGGAAAAGAGUUGAAAAGGUUAAACUGUUUUUAGGCAGUGGCGAAAGAGUUGGGAAUUUCAUUGAAACUAGUAUAGAAGACAAAAAUCGAAAUCGGCAUAUAAUCUCAUGUGUUACCGAUGAAAGAUUAUUGGAUUGUUCAAGAGAACUAACUAAGAUGAUGAGCAUACUGGUUACAUAA